Molecule: messenger RNA, 3758 nt
Organism: Rubroshorea leprosula
Lineage: Eukaryota; Viridiplantae; Streptophyta; Magnoliopsida; Malvales; Dipterocarpaceae
Source: the annotation of a GenBank genome assembly
GAUCUGCUUUUCACCAAUAUUUCUUCCUUUCAUUACCUAGCCUUGAAAAGCUUGUUGUGAGUGAAACUUCCUGGGAUGAAUUGUUCCAAUCCGAAGAGCUAGGUGGAGAGGAUAACCCUGCACUUGCAUUUGCUCGAUUAAGUGAAUUGAGGUUAUCUAAACUUAACGAGCUAACAUAUCUCUGGGAGGAAGAAUCACAUCAUGAAUCAGUUUUCUAUAACCUCAGAGUUCUAGAAGUGCAUGAAUGUGGCAAACUAAAGAAUUUAAUGCCAUCCUUCAUAUAUUUCCAGAAUCUACAUACUCUGGAAUUAUCAAGAUGUCAUGGACUCAAAAAUUUGAUGAGAUACUCAACUGCUAUAGGUUUAGUACAACUCACAAAAAUGAGUAUAAAUUAUUGUGCUAUGAUGGAAGAAAUUGUUGCAUGGAUGGAUGAUGAAGCGAAGGAUGGCAUUGUCUUCAAUCAUCUCGAGUAUUAGCAACUUCGUGAUCUGCAUAGACUAGCAAGAUUUUGCUCAGGGAACUGCAACUUUGACUUCCCGUCUUUGGAAGAAGUAAUUGUGAUGGGAUGUCCAAAGAUGCAAUUUUUUUCUAUGGGAGAAUUGGUGACACCAGAAUUAUCAAGUGUCAAAUGGAUUGAUGACGAGGAUAAUGGGCGCUGGGAAGGUGAUCUAAACACAACCAUUCAGGAGUUAUUCACUCAAAAGGUUGGAUACUAUGCGUUCGAAAAUUUGAAGAUCUCUGAGUUUGAGUUUCUUGAUCAGGCAAUUAUUAAAAUUUGGAACAGAAAUCCUGGAAAAAUCCUACCUGUUAGAAAUCUUAAAUCUUUAGAGGUCUCAAAUUGCUCCACAAUGGAGCAAGUGAUCACAGGAGAUGGAGCUGAUGAGGUGUUUCCUCGGCUAAAUUCCAUCAAUUUGGAGUCUUGUUCUAACCUGACAUGUUUCUAUGAGGGAAGCAGUAUGCUUAAGCUUCCAUCUUUGAAAAAAAUCACAGUGGCUAACUGUACAGCAAUGGUAACCUUUUUCUCUGGGUCUUCAAAAGAGCAAGACAAUGCAAGUACUUCUGAUGGUGGAGGAAGUGAAGAAAGGCAAGAUAUCCCUAUUCAACCAUUCUUCAGCAAUACGCUUGAGGUUUUCAACCUGGAGUCUUUAGAGCUGUCUGGAAAUAUUAACAUUCAGCAAAUUUGGUACAAUCGGGUUCCAGAAAUAUCUUUUCUUGUUCGAAAUCUAAUACUGUGUGAUAUGGAGGGCUGUGUGGUAUUAGAGCUUUCUCUCAAACGAGCACUACCAAUGGCUAGUGAAUCCACCACAACCAUUACCUCUCCUAUUUCCACUAAUGCUACCAUUCCUAUUGGACAAAAUACCAUCAUCACCUUCAGUGCUGUUGCUCAUUUUCUUCUCAAACUUACUCCGAGCAACUAUCCAUCUUGGUGGGCACAAUUCCUAUCUAUUCUUACCGUCUACAAAUUAAUUGGCUUUCUCAAUGGAUCCAAACCUUGCCCACCGCCAUCAACUGGAGAGGUGCUUGCUGAUGAACUUGCUACCAUAGACAAACCCCUUACCAACGAUGAUUUGAUGGUGUAUGUCCUCAAUGGGAUAGGACCUAAAUUUCAUGAGAUCUCUACUUCACUCCGCGCUCGAGACAAACCACUUUCUUUUGAAGAACUUCAUGACAGAUUAGUUGCACAUGAAGAAAGCAUGGACAUGGAAGAAACUCGACUUGAUAAUACACCAGUGACUGCCUAUUUUGCUACCAUGCCCAUCAGAAAGCUUGCUGGUAAUAUUUCUAAUUUUUCAACAAAUUCUGGUUUCUCAAAUGCUUUUCUUCAGUCCAAUGGUGCAGGAAUUCUACCACUACCACAAAAUAUCCAACCAUUUGCAUCAAGCCAACAAUUGGCAGGAGGAAGAGGAAAUGGGCGUAAUAGGCCAAAUCAAUUUUACAAAAGAAGAGGAGGCCCAAAUCAACCCAACACCAGUAGAUCCAAUAUCUCUUGUCAACUUUGCAACAAUUUUGGGCAUGUAGCUCGUACUUGUUAUCUGUUUCGAAAUCAAGGCCACGGACCCAUAGCUCACUAUGCAACAUCUACCGGUCCAAGCACUAAUGGGUGGUUGAUUGAUUCAGGUGCUAAUAAUCGUAUCACCACUGAUCUGUCCAACUUGACACUACACUCCAAAUAUAAUGGCCUUGAUGAACUACUAAUUAAAGAUGGAUUAGGCUACAAGUGUUUUGAUCCCCAAUCUAAUAAAAUAUUUAUUUCAAGACAUGUUAUCUUCCAUGAGGAUCAUUUUCUGUUUCGGGUCUCCAAUGCAAACUCAACCCCUCCAAAUCUAUCUGAUUCGGAUCCUAGCCACACUCAAGUCUUGAUUCUUUCCCCUUUAAUUCAUCCUCGGCCCUCCAUCCCCCCAGCCUCCUCAUCACUAGCACCAAUUUUGGGUCUCUCCUCUGAUCCUCGCCCAGCCUUGCUUGCCUCCUUGCCAUUUGCUACUGCUGCCACCUCCCCUCUGCUAGACUCUGCCAUCACACCUUUGCAGGGGUUCGCCCCCUUCUGCUUGCGGUACAGAUUUGAUUCGGUCUCUCUCAUACUCAGUCCAGUCAUCAAACCCACCACCAUUUGCACUAUGUUUACAAUUGCUAUGAGUCAAGCUUGGUCAAUUCGGCCGCUUGAUGUGAACAAUGCCUUUCUCCAUGGCAAUGUUGAGGAGGACUUGUAUAUGACUCAAUUGGCAGGUUUAAUUGAUCAAAAUCUUCCUCAUCAUGUCUGUAAAUUGAAGAAAGCAAUCUAUGGCCUUAAGCAGGCUCCACGAGCUUGGUACACUGAAUUGAAACAAUUCCUUCUUGGCUGUGGUUUGAAGCAUAAAAUGGAUGGUGCCAAACCGGUUGCAACACCUAUGUCUUCUUUCGGGUUGUCUUCGCAAACUAGUUCUCCACCUCUCCUCGAUGGCACAGCUUAUCGGAAACUCGUUGGCUCCUUGCAGUACCUGUCCUUAACUCGUCUUGACAUCUCUUUUGCUGUUAAUAAAUUAUCUCAGUAUAUGCAUUGUCCAACUGAGAUGCACUGGCAGGUAGUCAAAAGUGAUAAGGACACUCAUGUCUCUAUUACUGGCUAUGUUGUCUUCCUUGGUGCUAUUCCUAUCUCUUGGAAGGCUAGCAAACAAAAAGCCAUUGUCCGCAGUUCCACCGAGGCAGAGUAUAGAGCUCUGGCAGCUGCUUCUUCUGAGUUAGUUUGGGUAUUGCAUUUGUUGACUGAGCUUGGGAUUCGUGUUGAUGCUCCACCAAUGCUUUGUUGUGACAAUGUUGGUGCCACAUAUCUCAGUAGUAAUCCAGUCAUGCACUCUCGUAUGAAGCACAUAGCAAUUGAUCUUCAUUUCAUUCGUGACCUCGUUGAUAAGAAAAUUCUUCAUGUCUCUCACAUUGCCUCUGUCGAUCAACUUGCUGAUGGGUUGACCAAACCACUGUCUUCAUCAAGAUUUGCCUUGUUGCGUUCCAAGAUUGGUAUCGCUGAUGGCUUUACCAUCUUGCGGGGGCAUAUUACGGAAACACAUCAUGCUACACCAUCAAUCAUGGCUCAAUCACUUACACGGGAUAUCAAGUCCUAAUUAUUCUCACAAUCAAUCUUUGCUAAUCAUAUAUUCUGCAUUAAUAAGGAUUCAUUGUAUUAUGUAUGUUUCUAUUUUUACAAGUUCUUUCCAUAUGUGUUGCUUAGGGCAACACCUCAAUUUGUAUAUAUGUGUAAUCUCAGUGAAUAAAUAUGUAUCUUUCAU